Molecule: messenger RNA, 1395 nt
Organism: Zingiber officinale
Lineage: Eukaryota; Viridiplantae; Streptophyta; Magnoliopsida; Zingiberales; Zingiberaceae
Product: PLASMODESMATA CALLOSE-BINDING PROTEIN 3-like
Exons: 4
Coding region: 340-1053 (237 amino acids)
Source: RefSeq, a predicted model, not a curated record
AAUAGAUUUUGCUAGCUCAUGUUGAGCAUGAUCUAGAUUCUAGAGCGUAUUUGAUUAAGUUGUAUCGUCGAUGUAUUUCAUUCCUUCAUUCAUUCAUCCGUUGCUUUAAUUCCCAGAUCUCCAACCUUUUCUCCACCUCUUGCGUGCUCGUCCAACAUUCCCAUUCUCCCCUCUUAAGUUUCCUCUUAUUCUCCUUAAACUGAUGCACCAAGGAAGCUCCUAUCCUGUCCUGCUAUAUAUUUUUAUCAAGGACGGUAGAUGAUUCCUUUUUCACAGCUUAAGUAGUCACCUGUUAAACACUCUUCCCAAAGGCAGAAGAGAUCGAGCCGAGUUAUAAUUAUGAAGAUGCGCGUGAUCAUUCUACUGGGAUUAUUUCUCUCCUGCUCCGCACUACUUGCAAAAGAAGCAGAAAUGGAUGUUGUGACACCGAUAACCACAGUUCCAGUGAUCAAUCCUACCAUAACGCCCCCUACUACGACGACAACCCCUGUCUACAAUCCAUUUCCGACGAUAUCAUCUCCGGUCACUCCAACGCCGAUCACGAACCCGUUCUCGACACCGGCAAUGAUGACUCCGUCGGGGCAAAACUGGUGCGUGGCUAGCCAAACUGCGUCGCAGACGGCGCUGCAGGUGGCUCUGGACUACGCCUGUGGAUAUGGAGGGGCAGAUUGUUCAGCGAUUCAGAAAGGUGGGAGCUGCUUCGAUCCUGAUACCCUGCGUGACCAUGCUUCCUAUGCGUUCAACGAUUACUACCAGAGGAAUCCGGUUCCUACCAGUUGCGAUUUUGGAGGAACAGCUAGCAUUGUCAAUGCGGAUCCGAGUACUUCGACAUGCCAUUAUCCGUCGACCAGCACGAGCCCAUCGCCAGUCGUCAACACAACUUACCCUUCUCCCGCAACUUAUCCUUCUCCCUCGGGAUCAGACGUUUAUGGAUCAUCUGUUCCUCCAUCUACGGAAGAAAGCGACUCCGCCUCGAUCUUGAACAGCGUGCAACUUUGGAUAUCCCUGGUGUGUCUCCUGGUGCUGCUCGGCGAUUUAUCUGUCAGCAACUAGACGCGCGAAGUCUUCAGUGAGGUUCAAAUUGAUUAGGUUGAUGGUGAUUGCUUGGAGCAGCAACCACCAUGCGGAUUCCCACGCAAAAGAUGCAGAAUUAAGGAGAAUUAAACCCCAAAUUGAAGGGAAUGAAUGCACUUGAAAAUUCUUAUUCUGUAGAGUCGGCAAAGAUGGGGAAGCAAUUCCUUGCAAAGCCAUCAGCAGUGCCGGGAAAACUUUUAGGACAAUUUGUUUUAUUCGGUCUAAAAUACAUACUCUAGUACCUUUUGACAAAUUUACUCCAGCUCUUUGCCAACACAUUGCAUUUCAAGAAACACGUAUUAUUUCUUUAUUUAAAAGAUA